CGAGAUGUUGGUUCCAGAUUCCUUGCAAUUAGUUCGCAAGUAACGCCUUGUGGUUCUGCGUUGCGUGGGGCCCAAAGCGUUCCAUGCGGAACGUAUUUCCGACGUGAGAGUGAAACCAGCAUGGGAAAGAUAAAGGUAAAGAAUGAUGUCUUUUGUUAAGAUUUAUAUUACAUUCUGGUUUAUGAGCAUUGAUCAAUUCGAAAUUUAAAAAUCCAUCGUACAAAGAGUUCCCGUUAGUUAGCCGUUGUAACAUGAACAUUUUACACUUUUCAAGAUUGUCUUGUUAAUAAUCAGCCCACACGAACAACUUAGCGCUUCUUUCCAUAAAUUUGUAAAAUUAAAAAAAGUAUUAAAGGUUGGAUGUAGAUCAGAUGAAUUAAGCUCAAAAGUUUUCAUUAUGCUCAAUUAAAUUCCAAAGAAAUAUUAGCUUUUAAGAGCCCCUCAACCUCAAUUUCCCCUCCCCCACCCCCCUCAAUCCUACCUCCAACAGGUAAAACUUGCUAAUGAUAAAAGGCUUACCAAAGUUAAUUAAGAACACAACAUUUUAUGGGAAUAAAUUCCUGAAGUGCAUGUAAGAAAAGCAGGCUCACUCUUUACAAUUACUCAGGCUACAGAAUUAAUCUUCUGUUGAACUGUCUGUAACAUUAGGGAAUUUUUGAAUAGUGGUAUUAUGCACAAUGCUCUGACUAUAGUAUUCUGCCCUAAAUUAUGCCUGUAUAAUUUAUCUGACCCUGUUUGGAUGUCUAAUGGAGGUGUAAUAGAGUAUGAAGUCUGACGAAUCUAAUCUGACCAGUUUAGAAAGGAAAUAGGUAUUUCUUUAUUUGUAAAACUUUUUUAUUUUUUGAUGAUAUAGAUUGGAAUCAUUGGUGGCACUGGCCUGAGUGAUCCUGAUAUUUUAAAAGAAGGAAAAGGAAAACAAGUUUCAACACCAUUUGGAGAGGUAAGUUUGUGAUGUGUAAUGUGUUCCAGUAUGAUUUAUUGAGCAACACAAUAUGAAGGCUUAGAGUGAGGUAUUUUUAAUGAUCAAGUAGGUGGCAAAUAUUGUUGGAAAAUAAAGCUUACUCAAUCACACAAAAAUCAAGAAGUAAAAUUCCACUAUAGUGAAUGGGGGUCUUUGCAUUAUGGCUCUCUUGAUAAAUAAUUGUAGAAAUGCAUCAUGUUGUAUGAUGUAGGUAUUUUGAGAAAGUAUCUUCCUUACAUGGUGCAAAAUUGAGAAAGGAAUGUGUAAUUUAUGUCUGGGAUAAAAAGCACUGGUAGAACAGAGUUAUGAAUUACCUAAUGUGGCAAAUUCAGAUGUAGCCUUCUUCUUCCAUUUUCAAUUUUCUUAUAAUGAAGACAUAUUCUUUUGGAUCAGCCAAGUCCUCUGGAGAAAAUUCAACUUAAUAAUUUGAGUGAGAUUUUUACCUCUUGUUUUGCUCUGCACAUAAUGCCAGCUUGAAGAUGUGUGCUAUUCUGCUAGUCUCCAGUUCUUCGUAGUUGGCAUUUUCCUGACUAUACUUGUAGGGUCAUAUUGUCUUAACAGUUUAUUGCAGACAGUAAAACCCAUCUUAACCAACCUGAUAUAUCCUUCAAUUGUAAUUUUUUCUGUCCAGCCCCAAGUUUUGUUUGGUUUAUGUUCUUCAUAACAUCUGCACUUUAUUAAUUGGCUUUACACUCUAACAUCAUUAUGCAUAAUCUCCUUAUUGUUCUCUCAUAUACAUUUCCUAAGGUGCUGACAAAGACCUUAAUAUAUGAUUCAGGGGUGAUAUUGUAAGGAGAAAUUAGUUGCUAAUCACUCUUAGGGGUCAAAGGGUUUAGUUGGAAAAAUCAGAGGACAUAACAGCAACUGUAAUGUUGUAUUUGUUAUAUUCAUCUGGGUUUUAUUUUACUUGGACAUGAUUUAGUUAUGUUCAGUGGAGUCUUGUUAAUAAGAGCACUUCACGAUAUGACAUUUUAUCUAUGAUGUAAUCUCAUCAGUGAAAUCCUGAAAAUAUCUAGAAAACAGCCUAUUAUUUUGUCCAAAGUUUCAUGGUCCAGUAGUGGUUUUAGCAAAUAACAGUGUUCUAUGUAACAGAUCCUGUGGUCUUGAUCAUUGAUAUAUUAUGUUAAAAUAUUUUAAGCCCUCAGAUGCCUUAGUUGUUGGUAAAAUAUCUGGAGUGGAGUGUGUUUUGUUAGCAAGGUAAGUACAUCAUUUAUUAAAAUGAAUUGCUAUAGCUAUGACAUUAUCACCAUUAUCCACAGGGACAUUCCCAUCAUUAUUAGUUAUUUUAAAUACUUAGAAUCUGACCACUAUGUUAUUAUGACACACACACAAAAAACACAAUUUCAUCUUACUUUAAUCAUAAGGUGCAUAUUAAGACUUUUGAAAAUCAUUUAUUUUUUUGUUACUUUUGUGUUUCAUAAUUUAGUGCACAUUAGCAAUGUGCAAGUAUCCUGUUAGGUUCAAUUUUGUCUUGUUCUUCAUCUUUCUUUCCACUUCAAAGCCUGACUUCUGUUUUUAAGCUUUAACUUUCUGUAAUGGUGUGGGCCUAUUGUAAUAAUCAACCUGUUAAGACUGGUUCCUUAUUGAUUUGUUUGGCUUGUCUCUCAACUUUGUGUGGCAGGCAUGGUAAGAAACACACAGUCAUGCCAACAAAUAUCAACUAUCGGGCAAACAUUUGGGCUCUGAAGGAGGAGGGCUGCACUCAUGUUGUUGUCACUACAGCAUGUGGAUCUUUAAGAGAGGAAUAUAAACCUGGAGAUCUGGUGUUUCCAGAUCAGUUCAUUGAUCGGACCACUAAAAGAGUUUCUACAUUUUAUGAUGGUAAAGAAGGUAGCCCAUCUGGAAUCUGUCACAUGCCCAUGCAUGAACCUUAUUGUCGUCAUGUUAGAGAGGUUUGUGUUAUGUUUAUCUUUUUUGGGUGAUGGAGCUGAAUGAUGUCUGCCCAUGUCACAAAUACAACUAUGAAACAUGUUGCUCUCAAACUGCAUUUUUAUAUUGCAUGGACUCAAAACAUUCUCAUCAAGGAUUCUAUCUUCUUCACUGUCUUCAAGAGUAAAUUUAAAGAGAUUAAGAGUCAUAUUCUUUCCAUAACUUUGGGUUCUCAAUUGGUGUCAAAGAGAAUUUUAGUAAGGAUGAUUUUCAAUAUUUUGUAAAGUUUGUGGCCACUUUUUCAGAAAAGAACUGAUCCAAAUUUUGAAUUCCAGAAAUAACCAGAAUAUUUUUAAAAGUAAUACUCUACAUAAUUUCAAUCAUAUGUAUUUAUCUCAGAGAACUGGUGCAGGUUUUUAUUUUAAUUAGAUGGUGGGUCCAUAUCAGUUUUUUUUCUUGUUAUUUCAUGGACAUAUUUUUUUAUUUCUUCUGUUGAUAUACCAAUAUAAUAAGUGAUUAUCUCUGCCUCUGCAAUGCAGUCAAAACAAGUUCUUUUCUGUUUGUUAUUUUGUUGGGUUUUUUUGAUAUGUCUUGUGACCACUCAUAACUAGAACACCUUACAGUCAUACUCAUAUUUGAUUAGUAAAUGCUGGAGAGAGAGUUUAAUUAUUUAAAAGACUUUGAAAUUAGCCUGUUUUAUCUUUCCUUUUGAACAAUUAAUGUACCUCUAACAUGCUUUUCAGAUUCUUGGUGAAGUUGCCAAAGAGUUGAAUGUAAGUCAUCACAGCUCAGGAACCAAUGUUGUUGUUGAAGGUCCUCGCUUCUCAUCUAAAGCUGAAAGCAAAAUGUUUCAAAUGUGGGGAGGAGACAUCAUUAAUAUGACAGCUGUUCCAGAAGUAGUCCUGGCUAAUGAAGCUGGUCUUUGUUAUGCUGCUAUUGCUAUGGUUACUGACUAUGACUGUUGGAGAGAUGAUCAUGAACCAGUAAGUAUUCUGUCUAUGUGUAACUAAUGCAGGUAAUUCUUCUUUGAAUUCGAUACUAACUCAGAGUGGCUAAUGUACAAUCCAGGAGCGUGUGAAUAAUACAUUCUUGGACUGAAUAUUGCACCCUGGACUCUGGAUUAAGACCACCUGGGUCCUUGAAUUGGGUUCUUGGACAAGAGGCUUUUCUCUUACAGCGUCACUUCUCCUAGAUUAUAAUAGUAUACCCAAAAACUGUCAGGAAAGCUUGUUAAAUUGUUUGAGGUUUUUAUUGUGGAAAGGGGACAAGUGGCAAUCAAACUUACUUCAAUAAAGGGGCAAUCCUUGAAAUAUAUGCUUUUCAAAAUUCAUCACUCUGUUUUACGUAUUGAUAUCAAUAAGGUGAUAACAAAGUAAUAAUUGGAGGAGUUAUUACCCUGUAGUUGGGUUAGUUACCCUGUAAUUAUUUAACUCCUGCCCUGUAGUUGCUCCUUGCUUUGAAAUGGAUAAGCUUUAACUGUUAAAAAUUUAAAUUUGGCACAGAGAAAGCAUUAAAAGUCAGGCUGACAGCCGCAAUUUUUCUCUUAGCUAACCUUUGGCUUGUCUUCACUGACAAAGAUUGUAUACAGGUAACCUUGGUGCAAAUCCUGGGGGCUAAACCAAAUUCUCAGAGUAAUUUUAAGGUCACUUGCCCUCUUUUCCCCUGAGAAGUAAGAUGAUCAGGCUACCAGUGAGUGAUACUAUUGAAAGUUAGUCAGGACAUGAGACAUUUUUGAGCCCACAUAGUUGCAUGAGUUUCAUUGUGGCUCAGUGUUGAGAGUGUUAGCCCUUUAACCCCAGAAGUGGCUAAAAUGCAACUGUUCCUUGCAAUUCCAAUAUUUUUCUUGCAAACAGGUUGUGAGAAGAGAUAAGAUUAUCAGCAAGAGGAUGCUGUGUUGAUGAAACACAAAAAGUCAUGUCUAAUUUCCUAGGAACUGUAUGGCAGUCAGUAGGGAGAAAUACUAGUUGGAUCUUGGAACCUAAUAGGGUCAAAGGGUGUUGGGCAUUGCCAUACAUAUGCUGACACACUGAACCAUAUUUCUUUGAAGUCAAAUAUUAUUGAAUGUAUUAACAUUUUCUUGGUCAUGAAUGAUGUUUUAGGUAAGUGUGGAAUCAGUAAUGGCAAUCUUUAAAUCCAAUGUGGAAAAUGUCAAAAAGCUUCUGUUAGCAGUAAUUCCUCGCAUUGCUGCAAAAGAAUGGGAUGACAUCAUUGAACAACGACAGGUACUUUAAAUCUUACAUUCUGCAAUUAAUAUUUUCAAUGAGAAUGGACUUAAGCUUUUUCUUAAAAGGUUUGAGAGGGAAAAGCUUUACCCCACAAGCUCUUGUUUUUCUUAUGCCUGGUUCUCUUUUGUUUAGUGCAGGAGAAACACAAAGGCUUAAGGGUAAACCUUAGGUGGCAAGUGAUUUGUAGAAAAAACAAUUCAUACAUUUCCAGUACACUCAAUUUUACACUGAGACUCCAAAUUUAGCUUUCAAAAAUUUAAAAUUCUAGCUCAUACAUUUGUUUUUGUGUUUGAUUUUGUCUUGAAGGCUGCAACCACAAGCAACACUAUGCAACAUGGAACCUGAUCUUCCCAAAAGGAUGUAGCAAAAACAAUGUUGGAUCUUGAGGAUUUUUCAAGUUGACAUUGGGAAAUAAGGGAAACAGAAACCCUUUUACAUGGGCUUCUUUAAGAAAAUGUGAAGUAGAAGUGUAUGGAAUGUUUCGAAAGUAUGGCAUGUAUAUUUAUGUCUAAGUUUACAACUGGAAUUAUAAUAAAUAUGUUGUUUUACUGGUGUUGUCAUUCAAACCAUUGUAAAGUCAGAUCUAGAAAGGCUGAAGGACUCAUCAGCUGCAAGGUUGUUGCAUAAAAUAACCGAUAAUGUCAAAGAAAAUGUGCAAGAUUCCUAACACUAAAUGAGAUUCUAGUCCUUAUUGCUUUCAUUUGUGAUGAAGAGUCAAUCAUUUAUAGGUAAUAAUUUUUUCCUUUGUUGUUCUUUUUAGGCACACCUAAUAACUGGUACAUAAUAAUUUAAUUAAUAUCCACAUUUGAAAAUGGUUAUGGGGGGGAGUGAGAGGGUGAGUGUGAGAAAAUAAGGGAUUGAAACUAUUGUGAACUUGGAGGAGGGGUCUUUAAGUAGCUGAAGGGCUAGUUAGGGAAGACCUAAGGAAAAAAAAGAAACGACAGCUAAACAAACAAACAAAACAAACAACAUAUUAAACAAUAAAAAGUAUGCUGUAAUCAAAAUACAAUGAUGUCUGCCCUUAUAAUGCUAUCUGCUUUUGUAAUAUUUCACACUAAAGAGAAACAACAAUGGAGUGGGUAAUCAUUGAUAACCAUGAGUAGCUAUAAUGUGCAAACAAAGCCCCAAAUUGAUCAUGAUUGCCAUUAAGAAAAAAAAUAAAGAAAAUGGGACCUUAAGUUGUCAAAGGUGAAACAUCAGUAUAACUAAAAUAAACCUACUUUACAACAGAAAAUACCAAUAAAAAAGAAAAAAAAAGUAAAUUCUAAGAAAAAAGGGGGGUCACAUCCUAAUUGGCUAUUUUAAAAUUUACCCAUAUUUUCUUAAGGUUGAAAUUUUAGGCUAGAGAGGUCAUUUAGGCCAAGGUCAUUCAAAGUGAUGAAAAUAAAUUUAUUGUUAAAGGGUUACUCCAAGGAAUGAUUAAAUCAUGC
Messenger RNA from Pocillopora meandrina, 6485 nucleotides. The record is from the annotation of a GenBank genome assembly. NCBI's taxonomy places the organism in Eukaryota, Metazoa, Cnidaria, Anthozoa, Scleractinia, Pocilloporidae.